Messenger RNA from Cyprinus carpio (common carp), 1820 nucleotides. RefSeq names its product gastrula zinc finger protein XlCGF57.1-like. The record is from RefSeq and is a predicted model, not a curated record. NCBI's taxonomy places the organism in Eukaryota, Metazoa, Chordata, Actinopteri, Cypriniformes, Cyprinidae. Gene Ontology annotation, cellular component: nucleus. Gene Ontology annotation, biological process: regulation of transcription by RNA polymerase II. Gene Ontology annotation, molecular function: DNA-binding transcription factor activity, RNA polymerase II-specific; RNA polymerase II transcription regulatory region sequence-specific DNA binding. The coding region runs from base 531 to 1139 and encodes 202 amino acids. The transcript has 2 exons.
CUGCAUCGCCUUUUGCAUAACUCCGGGUUGUCGACACCAAGCUUCAUUGCAAUUUUUUUCUAGAAAGUCUCUCCGCGAGCGAUUGUACAGGCUCAGAUAUAUUUGUGCCAGCUCAGCAAUUUGACAUUCCAGUGUAUUCAGGAGAUGUUCUAUAGUCGGACCUCCGAAGAAUGAGAUACGAACCGGGAAAAAAAAUGGCACGUCAAAGAAGGUGGAGUUUCAGAACACGCUCACCGACUGUGUAACUGCCACGGAACAAUGGAAGCUUAAAGGUGUUUAGGAGCCAAAACAAACUCCCCCAGAAAGUUUGCUUUGAUCUGAAAGAAGAGAGUGAAGAACUGAAUGAAAUACAAGAUAAAGAUCAGUUUAAGAAACACAAUUUCGUAACUGGACAAAAAUCAUACAGUCGCUCACAGAUUGACACGACACAGAAUUUGACACAAAGACCUAAAAAUACUGGAACUAGAUGUCAUUUCACCUGCCAACAAUGUGGAAAGAGUUUUGAUCAACAAGGAAAACUUCAAGUCCACAUGAGUAUUCACACCGGAGAAAAGCCUUACAGCUGCCAACAGUGUGGAAAGAGUUUCCCUAAAAAGGAAAAACUUAAAAGGCACAUGAUAGUUCACACUAAAGAGAAGCCUUUCACCUGCCCUCAAUGUGGAAAGAGUUUUACACAUAAAAACACUCUUAAAGUCCACAUAAGAAUUCACACAGGAGAGAAACCUUUCACCUGCCAACAGUGUGGAAAGAGUUUCAUUCUAAAAAGUUACCUUAAAAGGCACAUGAUAAUUCACACAGGAGAGAAGUCUUACCUCUGCCAUCAGUGUGGAAAGAGUUUCAGUGAAAAAGGAAUCCUUAGAAGGCACAUGAGGAUUCACACAGGAGAGAAGCCUUACAAAUGCCCUCAGUGUGGAAAAGGUUUUACCCGCAAAGGAAGCUUUAACAGGCACAUUAGAAUUCACACUGGAGAGAAACCGUUCACCUGCCCUAAAUGUGGAAAGAGUUUCACACUCAAAAACACUCUUAAAGACCACAUAAGAAUUCACACAGGAGAGAAACCUUUCUACUGCCAACAGUGUGGAAAGCGUUUCAUUCAAAAAAGAUACCUUAAUGUCCACAUGAGGAUUCACACAGGAUAGAAGUCUUUCCUCCGCCAUCAGUGUGGAAAGAAUUUCAGUGAACAUGGAAACCUUAAAGUCAAUAUGAAGAUUCACACAGGAGAGAGGCUUUUCACCUGCCAACAGUGUGGAAAUAGUUUCAAUGAAAAAGUUAGCCUUAAAACGCACGUGAGGGAUUCAUACCGGAGAGAAGCAUUGUGUGAAAGAACUUCUCAACAAAACUAAACCUUAGCCAUCACGUGAACAGUUACACUAGUGAGAAGCUGUUUACAUUUGAUUAGUGUGGAAAAAACUUCAGAAAUAAAGUAACCCUUAAUGAGGCUUCACACUGGAGUGAGACCUUUCAAGUGUCUUCAGUUUGAAAUGUGUAUCACAAAGAGAAGCUGUUCACAUGCAAACUUUGUGGAAAUGGUUUCAUUGAAAAAGGAAGCCUUAGAAGGCACAUGAGGAUUCACACCGGCGAGAAGCCUUACACAUGCCCUCAGUGUGGAAAGAGUUUUACUCAAGGAGGAAGCUUUAACACUCACAAGAGAGUUCACACUGGAGAGAAGCUGUUUACAUGUAAACUGUGUGGAAAUAGUUUCACACAGCAAGCAAGCUUUAACAGGCACAUGAAAAUUCACACCAGAGAGAAGCAUUAAGCAUUUAUGUAGCAAGAAGAGCAGGGUCUCAAGGAAGGAGAUCCGGAAGGAUAAAAGAAGG